UGUCGCGUUGUUUUGAUCGUGAAGACAUAUCGUUCACUGCAGCGCUGUUCAGAGGAAGACAUGGACGAGUCGUCAGGUGUGACAGACUACCAGCUCUUCAUCAGAUGCUCUUCUCAAACACCAUGCUCGGUGUCCCCGGGCCUGUGUCCAGGGCUCAGUCAGUGUUAUUUGGAGGAGAGAGUGUUUCCAGUGCUGCUGCCUGGACUCGAGGCUCUGCUCGCGCAAGCACUGGAGCACCGCUGCGUCGAGAGGAAAAAGACGGCGUUUAAUGGCUGUGACUUCCUCACUGAAUGGCUGUACAAUAAAAACCCUCGGGCAGAGCGAACACCUACACAUUUCCAUUCAAUUCCUUUCGUGCAGAGCUGGCUUCUUGAACAUCCCAGGCCGCCCAUCCCAGCGUCUCUGCUUCUAACAGACGAGCAAGCUGCAGUGUUGAUCCAGGCUUUCUGGAGGGGAUACAAGGUGCGUGUGCGUCCAGAUGUCCAAGAGUUAAGACAGUGGCAGAGAGAACUGCGGGAAGAAAAUUGUGACAUCAACAAAACAGUUCAAGACUUCUGGGCACGUCAGGAGAACAGAGUUUGGUCGGAGCUGGCUGAACUCGAUGGCAGUGCUGACCAGCAUGUGGAGGCUGGUGUGUCCAUUGAGGUGGUUCCUCCUACACCUCAGAGCAGAGUCCUGUGUACACCAGCACCCCAGAGCGCCUCAGAGAGAAAAGAGCUGCUCAAGCCAAGCCUCUCUUCCCAGCGCACCACCACCUUACAUCAUGCCAACAACAUAACAGAAUGAAGAAUUCACUGCUGUGGCUCUACUUCAGUUUCUCAAACCUGUCCUAGGGACCCCCAAAACAGCACAUUUUGUAUG
This is a messenger RNA of Carassius carassius (crucian carp), 861 nucleotides long. It is a transcript of the gene iqck, whose product is annotated as IQ motif containing K. The record is from RefSeq and is a predicted model, not a curated record. The coding region runs from base 61 to 786 and encodes 241 amino acids. Gene Ontology annotation, molecular function: protein binding. Lineage: Eukaryota; Metazoa; Chordata; Actinopteri; Cypriniformes; Cyprinidae. The transcript has 8 exons.